GCUGGCUGCGUAAAGAAAUCAGGGUGACGUAGAAGUGACGUAGCAUGUAAGUUUCAUUUUCUUUUUUUCUAGAUUCCAAGGAGGCGACAGCGAACCUAUAAUAAUUUUAGCUAGAUUUCUGUCGAUUCAUCCAGUGGAUUGUGUGGUGGUUUGUUUGCGUGGUUAUCUCGAGCGAUCGCGAUGUGGACCUCAUCGCUUUCUAUUCCUAUCUGGUUCUUUGUAGAGACCACGAAACAGAAAGCUUUUCCUUGCUCCAACUUUCCUUAUCCUACAGCACCUUACGGGUGUUUAGAUUACCAUGGAGCAAAUCGAAGAGCAAUCCAAUGUGACCGAAAUGGAAAACGGGAGUACUGUGACCGUUCAACAAGGACAGGUUUUACAACAAAGCUCACCGCAAACUUCUAUGCCUCCACCGAUGCAAACUCCUUCAGUGAUUCAAGCUAACCAACAGUCCGUCAUACAGACAGCGCAAUCCAUUCAUUCCGCCUCGCUACAAGGUCAACAGAUCAGUUUGGCCCAGGCUGUCCAAGGAGUCAAUGAUACAGAAGAUCCAACUGGUGGGGUCUUAGAUGAAGAAAGCAAAAAACGAAGGGACAUUUUGUCCCGGCGGCCAUCUUACAGGUACGCUUGACUCGGCGAGGACACCGAACGAUCGCGUCGUUUUAUGUAAACACUGUGAUCCAAAGAGACUUGUGAAUCGCUAUAUAUAGGGUGAUAUUUCACGUGUUACCCACCAUUAUAAAAUAAACCAGCGUGUUCUAUUUAUUUCAAUCAUAAAUUUCGAACGAAACGUACAUGGGGACGUAAAUGCUGACGCACGAUAUUGCGCGAAGGCUCUUUUUUUUUUGCACGAAAUGUCGCCAUCACUUGUUUCCGUUACUCGGAGCUGUUACGUUACUUUAACUAAGGUAAGGUCUCCGAUUACAUGCCAUCUCGUUUAAAAUAAUCUCUCAGGAGCAACCGUGAUUGCAUUUACUUCGCGAUCCUGGUCAGUAAAGCGAGACCGCUUUAUAUUUUUAUUUCUUCGCCAAAGUCAAGAUCUGAUUGGGCUUAUUUGCACAGUUAGCUUUUGACUUUCUGGUAAAGUUGUGGUGGACGGCCUAUGAAUUUUUUACACAAACGUGCGAGUCAUAACCUAAGGAAAGUUUGUCGAAAGUAACCAGUCAUUUUUUUUUUUUUUGAACAAGAACUUCGAUCUGCGUAAGUGAAAUUAUAAGUUUUAGUUGAUAUGCAAUCAAGUAGAAAUCAGUAUUUUUAAACAUAGAGGAUAAAUGUUCCCAUGAGGCAGCUUGGUUCGUCUGAUACUUCAGCAUAUUUGAAAAAUAUUUUGACUAUUUAUAUCCUGUUGGAAUGUAUCAAUGAGAAACUAAAAGUGUUGAUCUAAUACGCUGUAUGACGGUCCCAACAAUAUUUGUGAACGUUUUUUUUAAUACGCUUGAUGUCAUAUUUAUGUAAUAAUUGCAUUACCACGAGUUAAUGGGUUUCAACUGGACAUAAAAUAUUGCAUGUUGUUGAAGAUAUUAUGUUGAUCUUUUAUUUUCACGUCCCAAAUUCACACAUCUGUUUAAACUGAAGUGUUUUACCAUGCAUUUUAAAUGGUUAAAUUUAGAUCAGUUGAUUCAAACUCAGAGUUUUGCUUGUGUAACAGGAAAUGAUUUAAAUUUUGCAGGAUGAUUCAGCGAUUUUUGACAUCUUUCACUAUUAUUUGUUUUAAAAUGUAACUUUGACUUUCUAACAGGAAAUUAUCAUUUCUUGUUGUAAAUCUGUAAAGUAAGCACUUGAUUUGUCAUGAUAAGCAAUCCUUCCUAUGUAAGCUACAAACUGCUACAAAGUAAUGGAAAGCUUUGCUUAAGUUUUGCACUUUGCAGCCAGUAUGAACUUUUCUUCAUCUACAGUUGAUAGAACUCUCAGAAGAUGGCACAGAAUACAUGGUGGUACAUAUAUAUCUUGCAUAACAGUGGAAAAAUCCCCCUUAUUUGUUCAGUAGUCAGUGAAUAACACUUUUAUGUAUUACCUUUGGAUCUUUCCGUAGGAAAAUUUUCAACGAGUUAUCUGGUUCUGAAAGUCCAACAAAGGUAGAGACAAUAUCUGAGGACAUCCAGACCCAAAGUGAAGGAACAGAAGGUGCCUCUCCAAUUGCAGUGAUAACCACAAGCACUUUAAACUACCAACAAGCUCCGCAAACUGUGACAAUUCCAGGAACUAUUCAGAUUGUGACAUCCGGUGAGCCACUGCAGACAGUGCCCAUGGCACAAAAUUCUUCAGGCACAGUGGUUCAAUAUCAACAGCAGCAACAGGUAUAAUUUAACAGCUUGUAAUGUUAGACUCUCUGGUAGUUGGAGUUUCUAAGCCAGCGUAUGGCCUGUGAACUUGUAUGAUGAUUGUGGCUGGUUUUACUGCUUCUGUUUGCAACACUUACAAUCUAGUUUUCACAACAUCAUUAAAUGUGAGAGUCAUAGCUGGAAUUUAAAGAAAGUGGAACUGUUCUGAUUUUUGCAAACUUUGUUUCUAUUACAGGUAAUUUAGUGUUAACAACUGAGUUGAAAGUGUAAAUUGGCCACUGUAAAGAGUUUAAAGUCUGAUUUUUUGAGGGUUAGUCCUUUGUCAGAGCAAUUGGAGGAAUUGUGGGUUGUGUGUGAGUUUAUAUGCAGAAAUUGGUGGGAAUAUGGUGACAAAAAAACAGGAAUACAUUGGUUGAAUGAAAAGUGCUCAUUGAUACUGUGGGGAUUAAGAGUGCCGAUAUGGAAGAUAAAUUUUUGUUCUAGUGUUUUGCGGCUUUCUGCACUGCCUAGAUGUAGGGAUAGGCCGCAAACUGCUAUAUGCUGUUUUGAAUGAUUAGGGAGAUUAAAGUGUCUAGCAACUGGUUUGAAUGCAUCCUUGUCUUUUUUUGUUUCUUUGCAGGAAAGGUGUUUCUAUUAGCCUUAUAGCUUUGCCCAUAAGAAUUGACUUUUCAGUCAAGAUGAAGUGAACUUCAGUUGAUUUCAUUUAGAUUGUGGGAACAUUGCAGUUGUCUCCUAACAACAAAAAUCCUUAUCUGGCCCAUGCCCCAUGCCAUGAAAAAAUUUAGUUUGUGGGAAAAGUUUUAAAACAAGUGAUUGUUAUGCUGUUGCAAUGUAAAGGAAAAGCAGCAAUAUUUAUUCAGCUCUUACAGAUUCUGUUUACCAUUUUUUGUAGGACGGUCAACAAUAUAUUUACGCAACUAAUCCAGGAGAGGUCCAAGUACAGGUGAGAGAGAGCAAUAUUUUUUAUCUUUAGAUGAUUGAGACAUGUUUUACUAUAAGACCUGAAAGUAACAAUUUUCCUGAGCUGAUCCAGGGAGCCUCUAUUAGCACUUGCAGUCCAUGAUGUGUGUGAGAUGGUGGAUUGAAAUAACCUGUGUUAGCAACAACUGGUAUAUUCAAUUUUUUUUUUAUAAAGAUAUCAAGAAAGGGGUUAGUGUGCUAGACUGCAAGACAAGAGGUCUGUGUUAAAGACUUGGUUAGCUUAUCACAUCCCAGAAAAGACACUCAACUCUAAAGCCACGUUCAAACGGUCAAGAUAGUUGAUGAAAGUUUCAACUAUCACAUGCUUUUGAACAUGAACUAUCAUGAACUAUUACCAACUUUCAUCGACUAUCAUCAACAAACAGUAGCUUGGACAUGUUCAAACGCAACAUGAUAGUUGAUGAAAGUUUUUGCCCUUUGAACAAGCGGAUGAUAGAGAGUGACAUUUUUUGAGUCAGUAGUUUUGCCAAAAACUCAAAAGCUCAAACUAAAAUGGCAAGUGAUAAAAUGGCUAAAAUUUCACAGAAAUUCUCAUAAUUCAUUCUAAUCAUCUCCAGGUAGGCUUCAGUAUUUUCAACUAGCAAUUCUUGACUAACAAAUGCCGCAGAAAUUGCAGACCUCAGUGCAUCCUAUACUCUCAUUGCAUCAUUUUUUUAGCUCUCAUCAUUUUAUUCUCCUUGUCAAGAUCUUAAAAAAUAUAUAGAGAACAGUAUGGAGAAUAUAAGUACUGAUGUUAGGGUUAAUAGGUUGAGGAAAACUAUCAAGGAAGCCAGACAAAAUCCUGGGGGAGGGGGGGGGGGGCAACCUGAAAUGGACUGGCAUUCCAUCCAGGAGGGAGUAGAAGUAUUUCCUUGUCACUUCAUGCAGUGGAAACUAAGGGCGGCCACACACCUAGUGAUUUUGUGUGCCUAUAGGGAAUAAAAUUGCCAGGUGUGUUGCUGGCUUAACAUAGGCUCCCGUGGUAUUGGGCACUUGGAUGGAUUGCUGACUUUGACUGUCUUACACUUUUUUCACUUGUUUCUGUAGCAAGUCCAAGUUAGUAACACCGGUACAAUGUACACAAUACCUGCAGCACAACAGCAGUACAUCCGUGGACAGUUGCCUCCAGGUGUUGUUCUUAAUUCACCUGGAAUUGGUGGAAACGGCCAACAAAUCGCUGAAGAUGCUUCACGGAAACGAGAAAUGAGACUGAUGAAAAAUAGGUGAUUACCCUUUGUUAGAUAAGAGUGGUUUUGUUGAAGCUUUUAUAGGAUUUUUUUCAGCCAAAAGUUCACCAAAUCAGCAACCUCAAUGGACUAACUUGUACUCAAAUGUCCUUGACGUGUGACUUUCAAACAAAUCACUGCAGCUCAAGUACUUGCAAUAAUUGUGCAUGCCACUUGUUAGCAAGCUCAGAAACUUGUUUAAGCAUGCAUCACACUUAUAUGCUUGUCUUCUCAACAUCCUCCAUGGAUAGAAAAACAUCCUUUAUUGAUAGAUACUUCAAACAGAUGUGUUUGAAGUAUAACCCUUAAAACUAGAAUUAGCACUCUUUCAAGCUGAUAGAUAUUCUUAAGUUUGUUACUAUCAAUGGCCUUUUCUAGCAAAUUUUCUUGUUUUGGUUUGCUAUGACUUGAUUAUACCAGUCAUUUCUCUGACCUACCAUCAUUUACAUGUGAAGUGUGAAGUAUGUUUCCUAAGAAAUGAAAAACAAAAAGUUAAAAAUUCAGUGGCCUCCUAGGUUUCUAUGGUUGACAUGAACCAGGCUGAAAAUCCUAGUUUGGUUGUCAUUUUUGUUGAUACAGCAAAACUUGCAUAUUGUGUUCACAUUUAUAACUUUGCUUUCUUCGUUCUCAGAGAGGCAGCUAAAGAAUGUAGACGGAAGAAGAAAGAGUAUGUGAAGUGUCUUGAAAACAGAGUCGCUGUCCUUGAAAACCAAAAUAAGACGCUAAUAGAGGAACUCAAAACACUUAAGGAUCUUUACUGUCACAAGUCAGAAUAGAUUCUAUUGCUCUCUACUGUAAAGAAGCAGAAUUUAGAGAAAAUUUUUUCCAGUGACUUACAAAUACUCCUAGAAGUUUAUAUUUUGUCUCGGUGUGAGCAAAGCUUAGGUAUUUGCUAAAGAAUUACAGAAGCAGUUUUGAAUAGAAAAAAAUCUAACUCCAAUUUGGUUUCUUUGGCAAAUAAGUCAGUUCCAUUUUGUUUUUGUGUUAGUUGUGAUGGUUGCCUGUAUCAACCUUCAUUGUUGAAAUUGCAUUUCACGAGUCAUUGGAAAAGUUAAUAUUUAUACAUGUAAGUAAAUAGCUAACCUUCAGUCCAAAAAAACAGCAGCGUUAAGGUUGCAUGACAUUGUAAAUAGCUCUCGAUAUUUUAAUCAUUUGUAAUAAUGCAAUGCAUUCAUGAUUUUCUACAAAAGGAGAAAGUUUUAUGCUGGUAGAAGUUUUUUUUUUACCAUGGCUAAGUUUUUUUGUGUGUUUAUUAAGACUGUGGUUAUUAUUAUUAUUAACAUACUGGUAGAUGAAAAUGAUGUUGUUGUCAUUACUCUUUCUCUGUCAAUGUCAUUAAGACAUGGUGUAAAUUAUGGAUUAAGACAUAACAAGAAUAACACAAGCUUUGUAAAACUCUAAAAAUGUGUGUUUUACUCCAAGUAGUUCACACAAAAUUUAUUCCUAUGGUUGAAUUAAAACUAAAUGUUAAUACAUUG
Pocillopora meandrina is the source of this 5946-nucleotide messenger RNA. NCBI's taxonomy places the organism in Eukaryota, Metazoa, Cnidaria, Anthozoa, Scleractinia, Pocilloporidae. The record is from the annotation of a GenBank genome assembly.